ACGUCAUUCUCUGGAAACUGCGGACUUCCUCUCUGCUUGUCUGGGUCAUCCUGUCCGCCCGUUGCUGGUCCCAGGCUCGCUCUCUGGCCCCAGCCCUCUCUCACUCUCUCUCUCAGCAGCUGUCUCUCUCGUGACCACUGGCCUUCCUCCGCCUGCCUGGGUGGGCGCCAUGGACCGGAAGCGGCUGAUCACUGACUCCUACCCAGUAGUAAAGAGGCGGGAGAGCCCCACUGGACACAGCAAGGGGAAGCUGGCACCAGAGCUAGAGGAGGAGAGCCAGCCCCUGAGCGUCAAUGAGGUGGAGCUGGAGUUGCUGAGGCAGUUUGACCUGGCCUGGCAGUACGGGCCCUGCACAGGGAUCACAAGGCUGCAGCGCUGGCACCGGGCAGAGCAGAUGGGCUUGGAGCCUCCCCCAGAAGUGCGUCAGGUGCUGCAAACCCACCUCGGAGAUCCCCGCUUCCAGUUCAGCCUCUGGCAUCUCUACCCGCUUUGAGGUACCACCACCUGAGAUCUCCUGCCUGCUCCCCAAGAACCUCAGGACACAAGUGAGAGCCCACUGCUGCCCCUCAGCUCGGCUCUGCUGUGGAGAACGCCUGGCAGGAAGGAGUCUUGCAGGGAAGGAAAGACGCUGAAUCUGGAGGUCUCCCUGCUCAGCCCUCCAUCUAACCAGCAGGCCCCCGGAGCCCCUCGGAGGGCCGAGGAGCCCUUCCUGCCUGGGUGGUGGUCUCUGAGGGCAAGGAUCCGGCCGAGACGAUUCCGAUGCCUGCCGCACGCCUCCCUGACCCAAACACUGUGAUCCUGGGGAUGGGGUAACAAUUUAGGCACAGCCUCAGCUGAGCAGACUCAGGCACAUGCACUCCCUACCUAAGGCGAGGAAUCAGGGCAGAACUGGUGGAGCUCACAGGGCAAGGGGUUCACUAGUGCUUAUCAAUAAAUAACACAGCCCAGAA
Molecule: messenger RNA, 950 nt
Organism: Phyllostomus hastatus (greater spear-nosed bat)
Lineage: Eukaryota; Metazoa; Chordata; Mammalia; Chiroptera; Phyllostomidae
Gene: POLD4
Product: DNA polymerase delta 4, accessory subunit
Exons: 4
Coding region: 170-493 (107 amino acids)
Biological process (GO): DNA synthesis involved in DNA repair; DNA-templated DNA replication
Cellular component (GO): delta DNA polymerase complex
Molecular function (GO): DNA-directed DNA polymerase activity
Source: RefSeq, a predicted model, not a curated record